GCCCAACGCUUGAUUGUUUGGUCAAUAUUAGGGUUGCGUUAGGGUUGGGUUUUCCAUCACAGAUCUCACCCGAUUACAGUAUUAUCUCUUCAAGAUCGUCUCUCUGAAUACAUAGUCGGUUUUCUGAUCAUCAAUCAACGAGUUUCUUUUCGAAUCGCAUACGAUUAUGGAGAUGGAGCGUGUUACGGAGUUUCCCAUGGGUCAAUUGGAUCUCAGGCCGAGGAAGCGACAAAGAUUGGGCUGGGAUGUGGUUCCUCCACCACCGAAGGCUCAGCUAGGAUUAUUUUGUGGACAAGAGAUUGGAAAUGUUGCAAGCUUUGCACCUCAGCGAGCACCAUCAGACCACAUUAGUUCUCCCCUUGUUAAGCGUGUGGCUCGAAAUGCUUCUCCCCCAUGGCGCCAAGAUGAUAAAGAUGGUCAUUAUGUGUUUGCACUUGGAGAUAAUCUAACUUCCCGAUAUAAGAUUCAUGGGAAAAUGGGAGAAGGUACAUUUGGGCAAGUAUUGGAAUGUUGGGAUAAGGAAAGAAAGGAAAUGGUGGCAAUAAAAAUUGUUCGUGGUAUAAAGAAAUAUCGUGAGGCAGCAAUGAUAGAGAUUGAUGUGUUGCAACAACUUGGUAAACAUGACAAAGGAGGCAAUCGUUGUGUGCAAAUAAGGAACUGGUUUGACUAUCGUAACCAUAUCUGUAUUGUUUUUGAGAAGCUUGGACCAAGCUUAUAUGAUUUUCUACGCAAAAACAAUUAUCGCUCAUUUCCCAUUGACCUAGUUCGGGAGAUUGGCAGACAACUCUUGGAAUGUAUUGCAUUUAUGCAUGAUUUGAGGCUGAUUCACACUGAUUUGAAGCCUGAAAACAUACUUCUUGUGUCUCCAGAGUAUGUGAAAGUUCCUGAUUACAAGGGUUCAUCGAGGUCACCAAAAGAUAGUUCUUUUUCUAAAAGGGUUCCGAAAUCGAGUGCUAUUAAGGUGAUUGACUUUGGUAGUACAACAUAUGACAGACAGGACCAAAGCUACAUAGUGUCCACACGUCACUAUCGUGCACCGGAAGUUAUAUUAGGGCUUGGAUGGAGUUAUCCAUGUGAUAUAUGGAGUGUUGGUUGUAUUUUGGUGGAACUUUGCUCGGGGGAAGCAUUGUUUCAAACACAUGAAAACUUGGAACAUCUUGCAAUGAUGGAGAGGGUUCUUGGCCCAUUGCCUACACACAUGUUAAAGAAAGCAGACCGACAUGCAGAGAAAUAUGUUCGGAAGGGAAGGUUAGAUUGGCCAGAAGGGGCUACAUCAAGAGAAAGUAUUAAAGCUGUGAUGAAGCUACCUCGGCUCCAGAAUUUGAUAAUGCAGCAUGUAGACCAUUCAGCAGGGGAUUUGAUUCAUCUGUUGCAAGGGCUAUUAAGAUAUGAUCCUUUGGAGAGGGUAACAGCACGUGCAGCAUUAAGACAUCCUUUCUUCACCAGGGACAAUCUCAGUAGACGAUACUAACAAUAUGAAAACAAAAUAUGUGGUGGUCAAUAUACACACGGAAGGAAGGAAAGAUGUUUUUGCUGUAGAUAUUUUUAUUACCCGUGAAGCUCAAGGGUAUGUUCUGUGUUCCUACUGCUCUGCUGUCACACAUCUCAUUGACCACCUUGAAAGUCAAGUUUAUGUACAAACAAACAAACAAACAAAAUGUAGAAAAGAAAAGAGAGGCCUAACUAACUCUUCCUAGCCUAGGUGGUAUGUAUGGUGUUAUGAUAUGAUAUGGUGUUUUCAUGAUAAUCAUUCAAUCUGAUUGAAACCAAGCUUGUUUUCAUGUUUUGUACUCUAGCUAUUGUCUAUUGAUGGUGGGUAAUGGAAAUUGUUUUCUUUA
Lactuca sativa (garden lettuce) is the source of this 1838-nucleotide messenger RNA. Its product is annotated as LAMMER-type protein kinase AFC2. NCBI's taxonomy places the organism in Eukaryota, Viridiplantae, Streptophyta, Magnoliopsida, Asterales, Asteraceae. The record is from RefSeq and is a predicted model, not a curated record. Gene Ontology annotation, biological process: protein phosphorylation. Gene Ontology annotation, molecular function: ATP binding; protein serine/threonine kinase activity. Gene Ontology annotation, cellular component: nucleus.